AAACGCACGCAAAGAGAACAAACAGCUCUCGGCGGAGCUGUGCUCGCUGCGUAUGAAGUGGCAGAUGGCGAGCGACUCGGGCGUCCUCGCUGGGCUUCCCGACUGGGUCUCUGCUACAUCCGUGGCGAAGUUCUCCAAAAAGCCGCCGCUAGGAACCAGCAGCUCCGACUCGCGACUGCCAACGCCUAAAACCUCCAACAACGGUCUUUCGCCCGUGGUAGCAGCGGUGGUGCAGGACGCCUUAGCCAUUGGCAACGGCGCGCGUGUCAAGUUUGAGAUCCCGAAGUUGCCUCAGCCGGAGGCUGACGCGGGCACACCGUGGUCUGACGCCAAGUUGUCCGUACUUCAACGUCAAUUCCAAGACAAACGCCGAGACUAAUCUCAUGGUUAAUAGCAUGAAAGUUGCCGACUUUAAGCCUUUGAUUGAGAUUAGAUUGAUGGAGGUGGUGGUUAGUAUACUCUACGUCACAGAAAUCUCAUUCUCAUUUGAGAAUCUGCGGCCUUGAGGAACGAUGGGGAAGAUAAUACUCACUUGCGCGAUUGUUGGUGUGGGCAGCACGUUCGGCGUGGAAGUCGACGAUGGCGAGAAGGUGGGUGGGCGAGUUGAAGGAACCGAUCAAGCAGGAAAACUCGAUGGCUUGACCCAAAAGGCAAAAACCAUAUCCGCCACUUCAACAUGGAGACCACUACAAUAUCGCCGAGGGGGGGGGGGGGGGCUCAGCUGAGUCGUCAACAAUCAAUUUGACAACGAGUUUUAUUGGCCGAAAAUACAUUCCGGAAGGGCAGAUCCCGUUUAGGUACGAUGGCGAGUUCUCUUCCCUUUCUUCAUCCCAGAACUUGCCGCCUCGAGGGAAGAUGAAGCUCUUCUGCGCGAUCGAUGGUGGGGCAGGCCCCGCGUUCUCGGUGCGAGCGGACGAGAGCGACACGGUGGACGACUUGAAGGACGCGAUCAAGGCGAAGAAGCCAAACAAGUUGAAGGACAUCGAUGCAGGUGACCUGCAGCUCUUCUUGGCGAAGAAGGCAGACGGCGGAUGGCUCCCAGACGACGAUGACCUGGACAGGAUGCUGCAGAACAAUGUUGACACCUCGAAGAUGGAGAAGUUGCGCGCGUCGCGGAAUUUGGAGGAACUGUUUGGGACUGGCGCUUCGCUUGGAAAGAACGUGGUGCACGUGCUGGUGGUUGUUCCAAAGCCAAAGCAAGCGAUCUCGGCUUCAAUUGUCUCCCAAGAUGGUGUCUUUGAUCCCUGCAGUGAUCCGUUCUUCGCACAAUUCCCCGCGGUUGAGCAAGUAGGCGAUUGGCUCGAAUUUUCGUCGUUGCUGCCGUUAACAAAACGUCAGAAGCUCUACAUUCGUUCUUCGUACAAAGUGAUCGCCGACCAAGCACUGAUGAAUCCAGAUCGGACCAUGGUCAAGUAUGCUGUCGUCACGGGCACGCCUGGGAUAGGCAAGUCGGUGUUCGUCUACUACAUGAUGUGGAGGUUGAUCAAGGAGAAGAAACGCGUGCUGUUUUUCUCCAAGAAGGGACCGAUUUACUUUGAUGGGUCGACGAUGUUCCAGUGCGAGUUACUGCCAAAUAAGUUUGACCAACGAUUUUGGUCGCCUGACCUGUGGUGCCUCGUGGACUCGGUCGAUCCAACCGCUAUGACGGAAUUACCGAUAGAGGACUGCUCAGUACUUCUCGCAAGUACACCGCGACGAGACUGCAUUGGAGAAUUUAAGAAGCUCGUUCCAACUCCAGAUGUAUUCUACAUGCCACUGUGGACCAAGGAAGAACUCGCGAUAACUGCUCCCCUCUAUCCACAUGCAGCAUCUGUGUGGCGAAAUCGCUCAGACUGCUUGGGUGGUGUGCCUCGUCUUGUGUUGCAAGACAUUGGAACUGACCCGCAAGUGUUGCUGGAGACCGCAUGCAAUAGUUGCUCUCUUGAUGAGUGCAAGACGUUGGUGUCCAUCAACUCGGAGAUUAAUUCGAGGACCCAGAUGGCUCAGACUCUGAUUCACAUCCGCAGCCAAGAGCCAUAUACAGAGUACCAAGUUGUGUAUGCGUCGGAAUUGGCGAUGAAAGUGAUUGCUCGGACGAAGCUGAUAUCGAAUCGCGCGAACAUGGAAAGUUUUCUCAGCGCAUGCAACGGGAACCCGCUGGCUCAAUCGCUGUGCGGAUACAUCUUCGAGCCUCACUGUCUGCGACUAUUGCAUGAGGGUGGGAAUUUCGAGUAUUGAGAACUGUUGACUGGCGCCGAGAUGCAGCGUCAACGCAAAAGAGGCCGCUGAGAUAUUGAUGAAACAGAAAUUACAAUCCCAUCGUCAUCGAAGCCUUCUCAAAUUGUGGAGCGGGUGGAAGUUGAUCAAGUUGCGAAUCAGCUUUACGUGCCUCGGACAUCGAAUUAUGUCGCUAUUGAUGCAUGGAUGCCGCAGUUCGGUGGAUUCCAAGCCACUGUGGGAAAGAAUCAUGAAAUCAAGGCCGGCGCGGCAGAUGAUUUGGCGAAACUGGGUCUGGGUGGCAAUCAACUCUUCUUUUUGCUUCCACCGCUGUACUACAAAUCAUUCACCAAGAAGUCGCCCACGACAAUUCGGCAGUUUGCAAUCCUUGUUCCGUAUCCCGAAGAGAUUUAAUGGCACCGUACAAACGCGAUGAGUGCGAGGUGGGAGGAGAGAAAACUGGUGCUAAGACAAGCUUGAAACUCGCGAGUAAUUCGACAAUUCAACAUAUUACGUCUUCAACACUGCCAUAUCGGCGACCACUACGGACAGCUCAGCUGCAACUACUACUACGCCUACUGCUACCACCACUUCGGCGGCGGAUAUACACUUUUUCCUGACAUCUUUUUUUCUGGCUGUCUUCCUCGGGUGCACUGACUUGAACCGUAUUGAUCGCAUUGACACGGCGUUCAAUGGCUGCGUGAAUCUCACAGAACUGAACUUGGCGGACAGCCGGCUGUCGGCUUUAAAGGACUGUUGUCGUUCAUGAACUUGGACCAACUUGCUGUUCUCGUUGAGCGACCCUCACUUUGGUGACAAUCCCGUGUGUAGACUGUGUAAUUACCAAACGUAUUUGAUGUGCCAACAUCCCCGUUUGAGUUUCCAGGAUACCGUGGAGCUGUCAGCGCGCAUAGCGGAGGCCACUAUGAUCAUGAAGAAAAUGUACUAUAACAUGCGGGUUAAGGCGAUAAAGCGCGAUGUGCACCGAAGGAUUCGCCACGCCGAGACCAUUCGCAACCAGGCUGAGCAUCACAUAGAGACUAGCGUGUCGGCUCUGGUGCGACCUAAGAAGGAAAUUGAGAGGUUUUUGGUCGAGAACAGCGCUUGAAAGGAGGAAAUCACUGCAAAAGUGUCACAAGAUAUGAUCACUGCGUUGGAGAAGAAGCUGGAGUGUGUGAGCUCGUGUCUGCAGGACCGCUACAGUGGAGUGUAUCGCAUGAAUCAAGACUUUGAGUGGUUAAGGACAAGUUUGACGUAUACUUCCUAAGAUGAGCAUUGCGCGUCUAAUGCUGGAGCUGGAGACCGGCGGCAGUUAACUGUCGGACGCGUGGUUCGGCCGAACAAAAAGGCCCAAGGUCAACGUAAGUAGUCGAGUCGGGCACAUCGAUCGUUCAGCUUUUUUUCUGAUCGUUAUGUAUUUACCAACGAGCACUGCUCUGCACCUUCCUGACCACCAGCUACACCACCGCUAAGUAGCACCAGGUGGAGUCACCGCACGCAGCAACAACAACAAGGGUUUUCAUUCGAAAGAAUCAUGCCCAGGCUUUCUUACAAUGAAUACCCUCGCCAUAGUGACACGCCCUCAUCACAUUGUCAUUUCCGCUUAGGUACGAUCGUGAGUUCUCUUCCCUUUCUUCAUCCCAGAACUUGCCGCCUCGAGGGAAGAUGGUGACGCUCUUCUGUGCGAUCGUUGGUGCGGCGGGAAGCGCGUUCCCUGUGGACAUUGACGAGGAGAAGUCGGUGGACGACUUGAAGGACGCGAUCAAGGCGAAGAAGCCAAACAAGUUGAAGGACAUCGAUGCAGGUGACCUGCAGCUCUUCUUGGCGAAGAAGGCAGACGGCGGAUGGCUCCCAGACGACGAUGACCUGGACAGGAUGCUGCAGAACAAUGUUGACACCUCGAAGA
Messenger RNA from Phytophthora sojae, 4102 nucleotides. RefSeq lists its product as hypothetical. The record is from RefSeq and is a predicted model, not a curated record. The transcript has a single exon. The coding region runs from base 856 to 2217 and encodes 453 amino acids. NCBI's taxonomy places the organism in Eukaryota, Oomycota, Peronosporomycetes, Peronosporales, Peronosporaceae.